AAAAACGAUCGAAUAAACCAUUAAAAUAUGACGAUCAAUGGCAAGACGAGCCGUUAUAGGGCCCAAGUUGACGUGACGUCACCGGCUACUUCGUAUGUAAACAAUAACUAUGGCUGCCAGUCUGGCGAAGUUACGUCCCUUAUCUACGUGUUUCACGGGGCACGGCGCAUUUCUGGGCAGCAUCCGCAACUACUCUUACACCACCAACCCCAAGCCCAUCCCACCAAUUAGGAACUUUAAACAGAAGCAUUACAAUCAGAAAUUUAGGAAGGACAGAGCGUUGAAGGUCAUCAAAGUCGAGUUACCAGACCUCAAUGAAAAGGAUGUUAAUGAUAUGACACCUGACGAAGUGAGAGCUAAGAUGCGAGAGAAGGGAAUUCAGCCCAUCAGACCCUGGAUGGAGAAGCCAGUUUUCAUAGCUUCGACUUCAGCGACAUUUGAACCUUAUAUCCCGCCCGAAGGAGACGGGAAAGUGUCUAUGAUAUCGAAGGAGGGCGCUAAGCAACGGUUCCAGUUCCUGGAGAAGAAAGGCAAAUCCAUGAUGGCCGUUCGGAAGAUCAGGCAGUUCGACGACGAUUUUGACACCAAGGUAUUUGUCAAUGAGGCGAUGCAGAUAUACAUCGACACACACAAGGCUCUAGUCGACUUUGACGAAGACAAGCUCCACGAAUUGGUGACUGAACGAGCAUACCCUCUGGUGAUCAACGAGAGGAAGAAUCGUACCCUGAGGUGGCAGUUCAUUCGUUCGAUAGAGCCCCCAACAGUGGUCCACGCACGCACGACAGACAUCAUAACGAAGGAGAACAUCUUCGCUCAAGUCACCGUCCGAUUCCAUACGAAACAGACUCUGGCAGUUUACGACCGCUUCGGCCGACUCAUCCAGGGCUCAGAAGUUGUCGCCAGAGACGUCCUGGAAUACGUGGUGUUCGAAAAGCACGUGGCCAACACCUACGGAACCUGGAGAAUCCACGACAAGAUCGUUCCGGAUUGGAUGCCCCCUAGACAGCCCAUUCGCAGGACGUAUAGGAUGGAUGAUGUUGAGGUGGAACCUGUUGAAGAGGAAGAAGCUGUUGUUACAAAGGAAGAUGCAAAAGAAACUGCGGGUGCAGCUUCUAGUUAAUUUUAAAAUAUAGUUAGAAAUAGUGAUGAGGAAUUGUUCGUUUUGUAAAUAAAGUUUUAAAAAGUUUAAAGGAAAA
Molecule: messenger RNA, 1196 nt
Organism: Macrobrachium nipponense
Lineage: Eukaryota; Metazoa; Arthropoda; Malacostraca; Decapoda; Palaemonidae
Product: large ribosomal subunit protein mL45-like
Exons: 7
Coding region: 110-1120 (336 amino acids)
Cellular component (GO): mitochondrion
Source: RefSeq, a predicted model, not a curated record